Molecule: messenger RNA, 2587 nt
Organism: Musca domestica (house fly)
Lineage: Eukaryota; Metazoa; Arthropoda; Insecta; Diptera; Muscidae
Gene: Sol1
Product: cubilin
Exons: 10
Coding region: 97-2526 (809 amino acids)
Cellular component (GO): plasma membrane
Source: RefSeq, a predicted model, not a curated record
GAAAGGAGAAAAAAAUAACAAAAGAAGUGCCUCUUUGAAAAAGUGAAAGUGUAAAAAAUUGUUUUUUAAAGAAUAGAAUAAAUUUAAAUAAAAAUAAUGAACAUAUUAUUAAUUGUAAUGCACAUGCUAAUGGCCCUCAAUUGGCUUGUCCAUGGCAAAACGACGCCAACCUCAGCGAAUAAAAAUCUCUUCCUAGAAUGUUCUUGUUUACAAGCUCAAGAUCACAACGGCACAUCGAAGAUGCCAACCGUUGUUGCUGUGAAUGCUUCAAUGGCUCGUCAUGCCAAAAACGAUUGCUACAUCAUCUUCGUCAUUGGAACGAAUGAGGAAAUCAUUUCAUUGCGUUUUCAACAUUUGCAUCUAAGACCCAACUGUUUGGAUUACAUUGAAAUUUUUCCAUAUUUACGUGAAGCAGUUGUUGAGAACACCACACAGCCUGAGUAUAUAUUCUGCAAUUACAGCACCACAGCCAGCACGACUGCCUCCUUUCAUGUAGCGAAAUCCAACAACAUUACCACAAAUGUCACAACAACGUCACCACCACCACUAAGUAACGCUACUGCAACAUCCAGUCCUCCCUCUGGCAGCAUAUCUAAUAUUGGCCACCUUCCCAAUGUGACAACGCUUGGCAACAUUUCUACCACGACCCUCAUGAAUUCGCAUGAUUUAUCACCUCAUCAAUUUAUUUAUAGUUCAGGCAAAGUGUUUGCUGUGCGUUUACGUUUCAAUAACAAACAACUGCCCCCAUCGCCAACACCUCUGCCGGCGACAUCUUCACCAGGCGAUAAGGAGGCAAAGCCAUUGCAAGAGAAAAUCGAUAAUUGGAAUUUGAAUGUCACCGUUGAAUAUCGAUUUUUAAAAAAGGAACGCUUUAAGAAUGAUGGACGCCUUAUACCCGGCACCUAUUGCGAUUAUUACUUCUUUGCCAAUCCGGAUGUUUCACCCAAAGCACUGGAAAUAUGGAAGAAUUUUCAUUCCCCACGAUUUCCAGCCAAAUAUCCUGCCCACAUCAAGUGUUCAUAUAAAUUUAUAGGAAGGCCUGAAACCCGUGUUGAACUUAUAUUCGAAGAAUUGGAAAUUCCCAGAGAUGGUGAAAGUUGCAAUUUAGACAAGCUAACCAUCUUCGAUGCUGAAUCGCUCAACAUGAACGCUGUAAUCGAUGUCCUGUGUGGCAAUUCGUCGAGCGGCAACCGACACAUCCUCAGCACGGGGCCGGAUCUUUUAAUCGAAUUCAAUGCCAGUUCCAAUGUAACGGCAAAAGGAUUUCGUGGCAAAUUCAAAUUCAUACCAAAUAAUGAAAUUAUGGAAAUGAAAAAGACCAACAAAGCUACAGAUAUACCAUUUGUGGCGGAUAUGUAUAGUGGAGGUGGUGGUGGUGCAGGAGGUCUUGGUGGUGGUUUAGUUGAAGCUGAUACCAUUAUUGGCAAUAGUUUAGCUGGAAUAAAAAUGGACAACAAUGUCAUUCGAGGCAGUGGCUCAACUGCACGAAAACAAAACUUAAUGGCUUUCAAUGCGAUGGACAGCAACAACAAUGCAAAAGUUUUUAAAGGUUUUUCAAAGGAGGGAAACUUUCGGGAGAUCUUCGAAUCGCGCUACAACAAAUCCGGUACAUUCGACACAAAUCAUUUGUUCUCGGCCUCACGUUUGACAAACCUGAAUAUGGUGUCAUCGGCAUCCUUAAUAAAUACAGGACGUAUCGAAUGUAUUUAUGAAUUUUAUGCCAGCAAUCCAAAUGAACGGGUACAAAUUAAGUUUUUGGACUUUAAUAUACCCACGGAUAAAAACUCAACGGAUUGUAAACCAAAUGAUUCGCUGCAGUUGUUGACGCAGGUGAAGGGGAAAUAUGAAGUUAUGGAUUGGUAUUGUGGUGCGUUUCUACCCAAACAUAUUAUGUCAACGGGACCAAAAUUAACAUUACAAUUUAUUGGAAGAUAUCCCAGUGGUCAAACGAAAAUUGGAUAUUAUGGAUUUAAGGCGGAAUAUACAUUCCUGACAAAUUACGGCAUCUCUACGGGCAUUCAAUUGGGAAAUAACUGCAGUUUUGCAUACAACAGCACGGACAAGAAAAUGGGCUACUUUACAUCGCCAAAUUUUCCAGGACUCUAUCCGAAAAAUAUCAACUGCGAUUAUUUCUUUCAUGGUGAAUUGGAUGAAAAAGUAAUAAUUCGUUUCAGCUACUUUGAUGUGGAGGGCGUCGGAAGCAGUUGUGAAUAUCUCACCGCCAGUGAUUAUGUGGAAUUCUCCAAUUUCCUUAGUACCGAUCGCAAGUUCCCGAAAUAUUGUGGCAAACGUGAUAAAUUCGAAAUACGUUCAGAUGAUCGCUUCUUUCGUGUAUCUUUCCAUUCGAAUGAUCGUUUUGAUCGCAGUGGUUUUCGUGCCUACUAUGAAUUCGAGGGCAAAUCAACGCCAGCAGAAAAUACUUCAGUACAAAGUUAUGUUUUUAAUCAGGGAACCAAUUUUGAAAGGGAUUAUAAAGAACUUAUUGCAAUUUUAUUUAUAGUUGUGAUAGUUUGUAGUUUAGUGUGAAAGAGGAAACUUGAAAAUAGUUGUUCUGAUUUUAAUAAAACUGUUGUGGAAUAUUGAAAAA